AUGAAACGAGCUGCGUAUCGAUUAUCAGAUCCACAUUUCUAUCAAUCGUCACGUUGGUUACAAAGUUUAUGGGAAAAACGACGUACAGCUGCUACAGGAGCCACAAUGAAUGCAGCACAAACAACUGAGUGUUAUACAGAAUGGUCUAAUUCAUUGAAAACAGAUUGUGUUGUGCAAUAUAAAAUUAUGACAUCAGUCGAUGAAAUAACGUUAAACGAAAACAAAGUCAUAUUGAAUAAUCUUAUACCCAAAUAUAACUGGAAUGUUCGUUUUGAUAAACGAUUUGAUCAACAAUGGAAACCAUUUUUGCGUCCAAGACCAAACCAAGUACUGGAAUAUAUACCGUUACUUACGAGAUACAUGAAAUAUUAUUUACAGAUGAAAAAAUUGAAACGAAGACCACGUGUUCCAAUUGGAGGACUGGGUUGUGGGACUAUUGGACGUGGCUUUCGUGGUGAAUUCUGUAGAUAUCAACUCUGUCCGGGAUUAUACGAAUUUCAAAUAGUUGAAGCAAAUACAUUUACUGUGUGCGUUCGUCGACAUAAUUUGACAACUUAUACCCAAGUACUAACACCGUAUCAGUUGACGAAAAACGGUUUCCAAACAUGGAAGUCUGCUUAUCCAAAAGAAUGUGGUAAUUAUUAUGGUCUCUAUCCACAAUCAUGGACAGUAUAUGAUUUGCCUGGACAAAAUAUUAAAUUAUUAUGUAAACAAUUAUCACCAGUCAUUCCACAUGAUUACAAAGAUUCAUCAUUACCAAUAGCAGUAUUUGAUUGGUAUAUUGAAAAUUUAAAUGAUGAACCUGUUGAAGUUAGUUUAAUGUUUAUAUGGCAAUCUGGUUCAGCUUCUCAAGAAUUUUCAUGUACAAAUGUGACGCACGAGUUUAUUACAACUUCUCAUGGUCAUGGUUUUUCCAUUAAUCAAUUAUUACGUGAAAUGAAAUUAGAAUAUUGUGUAGUUGCUAAACAAGAGUCCGAUAACAGUAUAACAGUGAAAACAAAUUUUGAUCCAGACUCAGAAAAAUCAGGACAAGCUCUAUGGUAUGAUCUAAUAAGUGAUGGACAACUAGAUGAAAAUCAAAAGGAAUUUCCACAAAAAAGUUCAGUUGGAACAGCUAGUUGUGUCUGCGUACAAACAACCGUUCAACCUCAAGAAAUCAAAACAACAGAAUUUGUACUUGCUUGGCAUAUGCCAAUUGUCAAAUUUGGUUGUGCACAAGAAAGUUAUAAACGCUGGUAUACAAAAUUUUUCAAUGAAUCGGAAUUAUGCGGAGCACAUUUAUGUUCUUAUGCGAUGGAAUCGAAAUCAAAAUGGGAGAUAGCAAUUCAACAAUGGCAACAACCAAUAUUAGAUGAUGAAGAACUACCAGAUUGGUAUAAAAGUGCAUUAUUUAAUGAACUUUAUUUUGUCUCAGAUGGAGGAACGGUAUGGUUUGAUGUAAGCAAUGAUGAAAAAGUAUCAAAUCAUAUUAGAAAAUGGGGACGAUUUGCAUAUUUAGAAGGUCAAGAAUAUCGAAUGUACAAUACGUAUGAUGUACAUUUCUAUGCUUCGUUUGCAUUAAUUAUGAAUUGGCCUGAGUUAGAAUUGAGUAUCCAAUAUGAUUUUGCGGACACAAUUUAUAAAGAAACUGAAGAAACAAGAAUAUAUUUAUUUCAUGGUUCCAUCGCUUUAAUUAAAUCACUGCAUUGUAUACCACAUGAUUUGGGAGAUCCUGAUGAAGAACCCUGGCUCAAACUGAACGCUUAUAGUGUUCAUGAUACAUCGGAUUGGAAAGAUUUAAAUAUAAAAUAUUUAUUACAAAUCUAUCGAGAUUAUGUGUACACAAAAAAUAAACAGUUUUUAAUCGAUGUUUGGCCAACAGUGAAAUUGGUAACAGAUAGAAUAAAAACAUUUGACACUGAUGGUGAUGGUUUAGUCGAUAAUGGUGGUUUUGCUGAUCAAACAUACGAUGCAUGGAAAGCAACGGGAGCAAGUGCUUAUUGUGGUGGUCUACAUGUUGCAUCACUUCGUGCUUGUAUUGAAAUGGCUAGAGUGAUGAAUGAUUUACAGGCAGUAGAGGAGUAUGACAUGUGGCUUGAAAAAGCAAAAAAAUCAUUGAAUGAGAAGCUAUGGAAUGGACAAUAUUAUGACUAUGAUAGUAGUCAAUCGCGACAUCAUAACAGUAUAAUGAGCGAUCAAUUGUCAGGAUUCUGGUAUCUUCGUUUAUGUGGUCAUCAAUAUGAAGAAUUUGACAAAGAACAUGUUGACAGUAUAUUACAUACAAUAUUUAAAAUAAAUGUGAUGCAAUUUGGGGACGGUAAGUUAGGUGCCGUUAAUGGAAUGACCAGUGAUGGUCAAUUGGAAACAGCUAGUAUACAAUCCGAAGAGGUUUGGACCGGUGUCAAUUAUAGUUUGAGUGCAACAAUGAUAAUGGAAGUGAGUUCUACUUUUCCUAUAAAUAUGACACAUGAAGCAUUUCUAACAUCGGAAGGAAUUUAUAAUACGUGUUAUAAUCUAGCUGGUCUAUCAUUUCAAACACCAGAAGCCUUAAUGAAAACUAAAACAUUUCGAUCGUGCGGUUAUAUGAGAGCACUAGCCAUAUGGUCAAUGCAAAAAGCUAUUGAACUUACACGUUCGUAUAAACAGAAAAAUCAUAUUGAAAAUGACAAUCUUAGCUAG
Molecule: messenger RNA, 2658 nt
Organism: Didymodactylos carnosus
Lineage: Eukaryota; Metazoa; Rotifera; Eurotatoria; Philodinida; Philodinidae
Source: the annotation of a GenBank genome assembly